Jaculus jaculus (lesser Egyptian jerboa) is the source of this 1336-nucleotide messenger RNA. RefSeq lists its product as uncharacterized. The record is from RefSeq and is a predicted model, not a curated record. The transcript has 5 exons. NCBI's taxonomy places the organism in Eukaryota, Metazoa, Chordata, Mammalia, Rodentia, Dipodidae. The coding region runs from base 1 to 999 and encodes 332 amino acids.
AUGGUGCAUAGAAGAGAUAGCCUGGGCUACCGCUCACCCCUAGCUGAUCGACCUUGGCACUUCCGGGGUCCUUCUGCCCCCUUCCGGCUGUGGGGAAGACGGAACUACAAUUCCCAGGAAGCCAUUCGGUCCUCCCAGCGCUCCGCCCCGCGCCCCUGCCCCGCCCCCGCCAGGUCCCAAAGAUAUAAAAGGGCCGAAUGGGCCAUCGGCGCGCAGAGCGCGGAGGAGGCGCGGGCGCACGCAGCUUCUGUGGCACCCGAGGGUUCUGGCUUCUCGGUGCCCGGGUCGGGUGUGUGUGUGUGUGUGUGGGGGGGGGGGGGAGGUGCCCUCUCCUGCUGGCCAGGCGUCCACUCUACGCCACCUGGGCCCGGCGGACGUGCCAACUCGCGGCCUCCACUGGAUUUGCCUUUGGCGAGAUCCUGCAUUUGGCAGAGGGGGUUUUCCAGGGCGCGGAUUGUGGGUUCGGGCUGGCGAUGCUCGGCGAAGAAAGGCACGGAGCUGCUGCCAGGAGGGGAGUUCUCCGGGCGCGAGGAGGCGUCAUGCGCUGGGCCCGGAGGUGCCCCAGCCCUCGAGCCUGGGGCGCUGCAGCCUCCGGGGAUCCCUGGCGCCUGCUUUCCUGGUCACCCCCGUGGGUUGGCGGCGCUUUGGGAAAGGAGUGGAGACGCCGGAUCCCCUAACGUGGAUUACUUGGAGUCUUAUCAGCUGAGCUCCGUAGACCCAGGACUGUUCGCCCUCGUCUGUGGAUUGUUUCCACCUGAGUUGGCCGCUCACCUGGAGGUGAAGCCAGGAGUUGCUGCUAGCAGAGGUGGGUGCCUUGACCCCACAAGGAAGAGCAAGAGAAAAGGCCCGAAGGAGGCUGACCGAGGACAGCUGCUGCCUACCCACCACUCACGCUUGCCCACCAGGAGGCCCUGCGGAACCAGUCCAUGCUCCCAGGAAGCCUCGAAGGGCCAGGCUGGGCUUAGGCCACCUCUUGCAAGGCCAGAGUCCUGGAUUUGAUGGAGAAUUCUUAUUUUGGAGACUUAUGGAAACUUCUGGGCUGUGGAGACAUUUGGUAGAAGCCAAGGUCUAUCACCCUGAGGAAACAGCGUGCUUUGACCUGAGCGUGCAGACACACGCAUGGCAGCAAGCCUGCGUGGGAAUAGACACCGUUGCGCCUGUGGAAGACAUGUCCUCUGCGGCAGCUGCUCAGGACACUUACCCACUCUGACCCUGGCACCACGCCCUCCCCUACCUGGCCUUCGAAUGCUCACCUUGCCUUUGGACGCGGUGGUCCUGGUUCUUCUGAUGUGCUCUGUUGGCUUCCAGCCGGAUAAAGAAUGAAUAGUUCGCUUCA